GUUUGAUGGUUGAGCUCUCUCGGCUGCUUGUAUCUCACAAAGAUAACUCAAUGGAUAAUGUACUUUUACUCUUCAUCAUCUCUGUGGCGUUUACAGGUAAGUUGUAACUUCAUAGUAAUGUCUGCUGUGGUCGCUUUUUUACAUUUUCUACAUUAAGACAGUUGUUUAAAAAAAAAAAAGAAAAGCUAAUAUUAAAGCCCAUCAUACAUUGAAGUUGGCUGACAGAAACAACGACAAUUGUCAAGACAAAGGAUGAGUCUAAUGUAAUGUGAUUUAGUAGCAUGGUAAAUGUAGGAGUAUGUGUAAAUAUCACAAUUUGGUUAAGAAUUUGACUCUUUAAAAUUCUUACUAACAUUAGUGGAUCAUUGUUUUUGUUUCUUGCCUGUUUUGAUCUACAUUUGAAUUUUGUCUCACUUUGACUUACAAUAUGGCAACCAGGGAAAAAAACAACAACAACAACAACAAAAAAAAAACAGUUUCCAGCCAUCAGUUUAUAGACAGUCAGUCCAACAAUGAUAACGCUCUCUGCUAUGAAAUAGAGUCAAACUGGAUAUUUUGUGUUUUAAUGCCUUCAGCAGAGAUCUUCUCAGACCUGUUUUUGUCUCUUCUAGGUGUAACCCAUGGAGUUGGUAUAUUACCAGACAGUCUGGAUGCAGCUGUUGGGGGGGAAAGUGGAUUUCACCACAACACUGAAUCCAACAGUAAUCCCAUUCAUAAACAUUCGCUGGAAGUUUGGUGAGAAACUUACAAUCAUCUCAAAUGUUAAUAACAUCACUGAGCCAGAUUAUGAGAACAGGAUCACCCUCUUCACCUCUACUGGAUCUCUGGAGCUCAGGAAUCUGAGAGUUGAUGAUAGCGGAAAUUACACAGUUAGGAUUGUAACGUCUGGAGUGAAUGAGCCUGAGGGCACAACAAGACUACGAGUUCAUGGUGAGCAAAUGUUUCACAUGUAUCUUUCACAGAAAAAUCAGUGAUUAUACACAGCAAAUGACUGAGAAAUAUAUAAUAUUAAACUUGUAAGGGGUUUCAUUUAGGGUCUUAACAUAAACUUGCAAUCUUGAAAAUAACUCAGAAUCUAAAGACAAAUGUAGAGUUUUUAUUGUUUUGAUUGGGAAGGUUUUUUUUUUUUUUUGGCUAAAACUGUUGAUCAGAUCUGAUGAAACAACACCCUCAAAAUGUUAAUAAACUAUUUCUGUGGGGCUCUAAAUUGUUAAAACCCUGAUGAGGACCUUUAAGUGUAAGGUCAAACAUUUCUAAUAUAUGUUCAAUAAUAAAUCUGUUCCAUUUUUAAAGUAAUAGACUAACCAGUUUAAAUUAAACUCUUCUAAAUCCACAAAUAUUUUCUUCUUUAAAAAAAAGUUGGAAAAAAUCUCAAGUCAAAGUCAACACAAACGUUUCAAAUUUCUGUCUUAGACCAGAUGACUAAAGAUAUUAAAGUACAAUAAAAUGAAAAACAGACUCAAGUGUAAAGAUAUCACAGUGACAUGUGGUUCAAACCUGAAAGAUUUGUGGCCAAACUAAUGUUUCACAGAUAGAGAAACACUGACAUACUUUAUGUGCAUCACCAUGAAAACUUUAGGCUGAGUUCCUGGAUGGAUGGAUGGAUGGAUGGAUAGAUAGAUAGAUAGAUAGAUAGAUAGAUAGAUAGAUAGAUAGAUAGAUAGAUAGAUAGAUAGAUAGAUAGAUAGAUAGAUAGAUAGAUAGAUAGAUAGAUAGAUAGAUAGAUAGAUAGAUCUUUUCAAUGUGACAGAUCCCUCUGGCUGUCAUAAUAUGUUGUACCAUAAGAGGGCAGCACAUGGCCUUUUUUUUUGCAUUUUAUCUAUCCAAAGAUUAUUUUUGUAUGUUUUGAUGAACUCAACAGAUGGCGAGACAACAUAAAGAACACUUUUCGGUAAUCACUGAUGAAACAAACGGUUCACAACCAUGGUGACUCAUUUUAUUGCUUCUUUUGUCAUACAGUUGUAUAAAAUCUAAACAACCUGUUGUCCCUUUGCUCCUACCUGUGUAGACUAAAAUAUUUACAUACAUUUGGUGAUUUGUGAAACAGUUGGAGUUAAUUUGUGAGUUUUUUUUUUUUUUUUGUUUUUAAACACUGUACUGAAGGUCAAACCAGUUAUAUACUAACCUUAACCCUGACAGCAUUAUGAUAAUAAUUAUAAUAAUAACAUCAACAACAACAAAAACAAAAGUGACGUGCGAAACCACAUCUUUAAAUUCGACAAGGCUUUGCCUAAGCGUUCUUAAUCUUAUAUUCUAUUCCUCUAACAAUGCCAUAUAUUAAACCUUUAAAAAGUGUACAAAACAAACAACAUACCUUACCACAGGUGCCAGAAUUUCAUAAUUUCAUCUCAACACAUUUCUGUAUACAGUCGCUGUGAGAAUCACAUGAAGAAGAGAAUAUUUCUAGAUGAUUCUGCAUCUUCUAAAAACUAACAUAUAUAUAUAUAUAUAUAUAUAUAUAUAUAUAUAUAUAUACACAUAUAUUUAUAUUCAGUUAUACAUUACUUCCAUGCCUUCAUUCCAUUGCAACACUGAAAAUAAUGCUACAUUCACAAACAUGGUAACAACAUUAAACACUUAAAUUCAAACACAUUUGCCCCUUUAGUUUUAUCAGGAAAACAUCUUGAAAUGUUUUACUUAGUUGCUUUACUUUCUCUGUUAUUUUGUAACUGCAUUAGAUCGUGAUUUCAUUUACCAGUAUUUAAAAUUUUAUCUGGUGUAAAGAAGAAAAAAAAAUCUUCCUGGGUGAAAACGUUGAGUCUAUAUGUUUUCAUAUACUUUCAUAUUUUCGUUCUCAUAAACGGGUUCUUCUCUCUGUGGUUGUUGCAGUUGCACUGUAAGAAAAACAAACUUUUGUUAAAGUUGUGAUCGCCUAAGUGGGUAAGCACUCAGUUGAAAAUGGUUUGACUUUUGGAACACUGCUGCCAUGCUUUUCAAUGUCACUUCUUGCAACUAUCAACUACCAAUGAGAAGAGAGAAGGGGCGGGGCUUUGAGCACUUUUUUUGGUACUUUGAAAUGGAGUUUUGUUAAUCAUGUAGAGGAGACCACAUUAAUCUAUCCUCUCAGUCAUUUUUUCAAAAGCUUCAUAAGGUCAUGAGUUAGUGUUGUACAAUAGACCUAAAAAUUGCUACUGGAGAAAGCAGAAGUGCUGCAAGACGACUCAUUUAAAUUUAGGUGAGAAGUCACAGACAAUGCCAUAAUAGAAAUGACUCAUUAACCUUUGUGUGCCGUAAAUCAGCUCACUCAUGCAAUCAUCCCAGUGUCUGUACUAAUGUGAAAAAAUGUCAACCCGAAUUCAUGUUUGUCCCUGUGAACUUACUGUUGUACACACCCAGGCAUGAGACAGGAAGACACAAAGCCCUAAGUCUGUAGCCAUAUCCAACUCACUUUUACUGAGCUGUAACUUCAUUUAUGAUUUCAAUCUCCAGACACGCUGACAGGAUCAGCGGAAGCUAAUAUUGUUGUUUCAAUAGGUCCAAACUCAACCCAGGCUCAAGUGUUGGGGAGUCCCUUAAACUCGACUGGAAGUCUUUAUUGAUCACCUGAGACCAAACUCAGACUUGAGGUUUGGUGACUCAAAUAUAACACAGAGUGUAUGAAUAUGUGCAAAAUGAAACAACAAACACCUUCAUGUAUAACACACUUACCUAUACUGGGAAAGGACGUUUUCUGGAUUUUUCUGCUCAGAGAUGAAAUAAUGAGUCAUUCAAGUGUCCCUUAGACAUUAGAUAGACAUGAUUUUAGCAAAUUAAUCAUGAUAUUGUAUGAAAGCUACUUUUUACUUACUUUUUCUUGUAAAAGUAGAACCCGACACCGCAAGCUGCUCCAAUGACUACAAGACAUGUGAUUACUAUUCCAGCGAUACAACCAGGCCCACAGGGGGGUGUUGGGUCUGGGAGGGCUGAUAUGAGACAGGGAAAAAAAAUUAAAUAGUUAUGAAACUAAAAUGUGAAUAAGAGCUGUGUCAUUAAACCUGUGCAUACAAACUAUGUAGUAAUUUCUUCUAUUACUUGUUUUCACAGCUGUUAUAGUUAUAGAUACUUUUGUAUGUGUUCAAGGUUAGGCCUUGAUGUUGGAAAACAUUUCAGCAGCUGACCUGUUCCUGAAGCAGAAAUGUUGUCAUGAGUUUAAUAUUCGGUCUAAAGAAAAACUCACUGUCACUUUUAUUCACUUUCUUGGGGGUGCUGCUGAGGUGAAACCCUCUGAGGCUUGAGAGUGUUGGAUCAGAUCCUAUGAAUGGUCUUUAGUGAUGUUACUGCAGUCCUCAGUGAAGCUAAAAACUACAAGUCUCAGUCUAGUAAAGUAGAAGAAUACUUAAAAUAAAAACCACAUCAACUUUGUUUCUCUUACAUUGAUCGUGAUACUUCUUGUUUAAGCUGACUUUUUAGAGUCACAAACUCUCAAACACUCCGUCUAAAGCUAAUUUGACUAUUUUGGGGCCAGUAAAGAGAACUUUUGAUUGCUGUGUCAAGACCUGACAGUAAAUCAGCCUCAUGUCAUUUGAUAAACUGGAUGUAAAAGAAAAAUCUUCCAGGUGUCAACCAUUCUUCAAAUGUUCAUCUUCUCACCUGUGACAGUCAAUUCAAGCACCGCAGACAAAGAUCUCCCAGUCAUGUCAUUCUUUGCUUGACAGGUGUAGUUUCCACUGUCAGAGGCUUCAGCAUCAUUUUUAGUGUACACAGCAGAAGAGUGUAUCACCCUCCCAUUCAGUAACCAGGUGAAGCUAGCAGAUGGUUCAGACUCAGCAGUGCAGGUUAAUUCAGUGGUCCCUCCGAAAUGGACCAGACUGUUACCUUUGAUUUGAACAGUAUCUGGUCCAUCUGAAAAAAUAAACAGUUCACGUAAAGAUUGACUAUUUUGGCUUUUGAGCAAACAAUCAGUGUUAAGGAAGUGCAUUUUUAUAACAGGGCUGAUUAUAUUGAAGAGGAAACAUUCUCUGUACAGUUUACUUACAGAUCACAACUAAGUUGUAUUUAGCUACCAUGGAAUUGAUGGGGUUGCUGAUUUUGCAGGAAUACACUCCUUCGUUUUUUCUCAUCAGUGGUUGAAAGGACAGCACUCUGUUGUUGUCGUAAAACUUGAUGUUGUCAGCUUGAGUCAGAUCUGAUCCGUCCUUCAUCCACUCUCUGGUUAACACAGAUCCAGCAGCAUCACAGGUUAAGUUGACUAAGUUCCCCUCAAUAGGCUGGUUUGUUGAUGGUUUGACUGAAGCCUCUGAGAUUCUCUCUGUUGAAGGAAAGAUUAUGAAAGCAUCUUAUUCUUAAAGAGUCCAUUCAAACAUUUAAUGAAAAGUAAAAAAAAAUCACUUUUCCUGUGAUUACCACUUGAUUUGAUUUGAUCAUUUCAAGAUUUUUACCUUAAGUUUAAUGAAACCCUUAAACCUGCAGUAAAUUUGGAGGAAUGUUUCUGUCUAUCAGGUAUAUCAAGCCUGUUUUUGAUCAUUUUCUUUUGUAGCUAUCCCUAAAUGCUGCCGUGUCCAAAUUCACAAAAGUUCACACAAGAGUUUUGUGGUCAAACUAUUGUCUGUGGAUCUGUGUGGUCUGCUGAAACACUUUGAUGAAUUAGAGGGAAAGAUGUGGUUUUACCUAAAAUGACUAUUUUAUUUAUUUAUUUUUACAAUUGGCUGCUGACUUUUUCUGCAGAAUGUAACCACUGAUACUAUUUUCUUGUCAGGUCUUGUCACUGGAAAUAUGUCCUCAGUGAAAUCAUGCUGAUAUGAUGUUUGUUUACUUUCUGACACUCUGUAAAGUCAUUGAACAAAAUAUCUUUAAGACACAGUAUAGAAAACUUAAUUGUCUAGGAGAUGGACUGGUGAUUUGAAAUACAUUAUCAUCUCUACUUUUAGCUCUGCUAUUGUCUCCACCACAUAGUCUGAUCCCACCCUUUGACUUAUACAAAGACUGACACUGUGUUUGACCUUCUCCUGUUGAACAAAAGAGAAACCAGAUCAGGACAUGGACUUCAUUUUAUAAAAUGACCAAUGUCCAAUCUGUCAAUAUGGAUAUAUUUUUAGUUGAACAAAUUUAUGUGUAUUUAGAUGUUUAUUCUAUUUAACGACAGUAACAGUGACAAAAAAGUUAAGUGUUUGAUAACCCCAAUCAUUUUUAAUCUGAGACCUCUCAGUUGUCCCUGUGAGCAAAAAAAUACAGUCUCAUGCCAGUGUUAAUGUCUUUAUGUUCCACAGAUUUUAGUGCAUCCUUUUUACAUUUGAAUCAAGGUUAAAUUUCAUCCAUUUGCCUUUUUUUAAACAAAGCUAGUCUUUAAACUCACCCAGCACAGACACUGAUAACAGCAUCGAUGUGUCACUUCUCAGAGUUUUGUUAUUAAAGGACCGGCAGCUGUAGUUUCCACUCUGUCUCUCCUGAAUGUUGGUCAGCUUCAGCUCUUCUCCAGUACCAGGCAGCUGGUCUCCAUUCAGAAACCAGUUAAAGUGAGCUUUAGGUCUGGAGUCAGCUGAGCAGAACAGGCUGAUGUCUGAUCCAGCCUCAAAGUGUUGAGGUGAAGAUAAGUUUAGUUUUGUAUUUUCAGGGCCGUCUAGUGAUGGGGGAAACAACAGUAAAAUGAUUUACAGAUUAUUUAAAGAUGAUGUUUCCAAUCAGAGGGAUUCAGAUAAAGUUCUGGAUAUGAAGGUAAGACACUCACAGCUCACAGAGAGGGGAACUGGAUCACUGGUGUCCUCACUGACAGGAUUGGACACAUAACAACUAUAAUUCCCCUGAUCAUAGCGGAUCACAGGAGUAAUGGUGAGAGCGGAGCCUUCAUCAGUGAACUGGACUCUGUCACCAGCUGUGACCACAGAGGAGCCGUUCAUCCAGAGAAAAGAGAGGGAGGAUCCAGAGGUGACGGAGCAGGAGAGACGCACUGAGCUACCCUCCACUAGGUCUGUGCUGCUGGCACUGACUUUAACAUCAGUGAUUGGCACUGUGAGAAAGAAAAUGGUUUUUAUUUUUAUCUAUUUAUUUUUUUAACUAAAUAUGAGAACAAAACUUCUUUGAUAUUAUCUGACCGAAAGCUUUGAACUACCAUAGUCAGUAAGAACUCAGCCUAAAGUUUUCAUGGUGAUGCACUUAAAGUAUGUCAGUGUUUCUCGAUUUGUGAAACAUUAGUUUGACCACAAAUGUUUGAGGUUGGAGCCACAUGUCAUUGUGAUAUCUUUACACUGGAGUCUGUGUAUCAUUUUACUGUGCCUUUAUAUCUUCAGUCAGCUGGUCUGAGACAGAAAUCUAAAAUGUUUGUGUUGACUUUAACUCAAUACUUUUUUUAACCCUUUUGUUAAAAAAAGAAAAUAUUUGUGGAUUUAGAAGAGUUUAAUUAAAACAGUAUAGUCUAUUGCUUUUAAAAUUGAACUGAUUUAACAUUGAACAUAUAUCAGAAAUGUUUGACCUUACACUUAAAGGUCCUCAUCAGGGUUUUAACAAUUUAGGGCCCCACAGAAAUGGAUCAUCAAGACAUUUUGAGGGUGUUGUUUCAUCAGAUCUGAUCAACAGUUUUAGCCAAAAAAACAAAAACCUUUCACCAUCAAAAGAAAAAAAAUCUGCACUUGUCUUUAGAUUCUGAGUUAUUUUUAAGCUUGCAUGUUAUCAAUCUAAAUAGAGACCAUAAAUGAAACCUCUUGAUAGUUUAACAAGAAAUCUAUUUCUUAAUCAUUUGCUGUGUAUAAUCACUGAUUUAUUUUUUGAAGGAUACAUGUGAAACAUUUGCUCACCAUGAACAUGUAGUCUUGUUGUGCCCUCAGGCUCAUUCGAUCCAGCCUCCGUAAUCCUAACUGUGUAUUCUCCGCUAUCAUUAACUGUUAGAUUCCUGAGCUCCAGAGAUCCAGUAGAGGGGAAGAGGGUGAUCCUGCCCUCAUAAUCUGGCUCAGUGACGUUAAUAACAUUUGAAGUGAUUAUAUUUUCAUCACCAAACUUCCAGCCAAUGUUUAUGAAUGGGAUUUCUGUUGGACUCAGUGUUGUGGUGAAAUCCACUUUCCCCCCAACAGCUGCAUCCAGACUGUCUGGUAAUAUACUAACUCCAUGGGUUACACCUAGAAGAGACAAAAACAGGCCUGAGGAGAUCUCUGCUGAAGGCAUUUAAACACAGAAACAGGUGUGAUGAAUGAAGGAAGUCAACAGUAUUUCAGUUUGUCGAUGUUUUCAUGUUGUGAUCAAAUUUUUAUUCGAUGAUUUCUACAAAGAUAACAUGCUGUUGAAUUAAAAUGAAUACAAUGAAAAUUUGUUUAGUGAAAUAAAAAAUAAAACUUAAUUUAAUUUUUUAAGUCCUUUCAGUGUUGGCCAAUCUCUACUUGCUGCCUUAAAUGUUUAUUACAAUUUAUAAUUGAAAUGGAUGUUUUAUCCAAAAUAUAUCUGAGUCAUUUUUAAUAAAAAAUUUGCACAUUCGUCUGCAACACCUUCCUGGAUGAACACAGCAGGAAUAAAAUUUUAAUGUAUGUGCUGAAAUGUGAAGUGAUAACUUACCUGCAAUGACUCCAAAGAGGAUGAUGUGUAUCACAGUUUUUUCCAUUUCAUCUAAAGAAUCAAAUAAUAUGAGGAAGAUUGGUUUGUUUUACACUCUAGACUUGUCCUGUAAAUGUCCAGUAUCAAAUGUGAAUUUCAGGAAGUAAAGACAGUUUGAGGAAAUAAUGUCUUAUCAGGGUUGUGUGUACCUGCUGUUAAGUCCCUUUGUUAAUCAUUGAUAAAAUAUGUUGAUUAUAGUCCACAGAACAAACUAUGAGCAACUUCAAUCCCUUCCUCUGCUGAGCGGACAACACAAGAAAUUUGUUGCAAUUAUAUUUUUCAGCAUUUGAAGUCCCUCAACCAACAACAAUAACAACCACCAGACUCGAUUCUUCAACAAUGGACUCAAAACACUUGUAUCAGGGACUUCAUCAUUAUUGGCGAUUUUCAUUUAUCUUUAUCACUGAGUGGCACCAGCUCAUUCUGUGGAGACUUGGCAUAAGUCCACAUUGCAGUAGGUCCAAUAAGGAUCUGUUGUGAAUCACCCCCCAAUUCUACUUUGAACAUGUUCUGGCUUUCUUUAGCUGUCCUGUCAAAUGAAAUCAAUAAUGUCCACCAAAAUACUUCUGUUAUGUUGUAGGCUAACACUGAUAUUUGCUUCUUAAAGGGUAGCCGUGUUUCUGACCACACUUCAAAACAAUAAAACAACUGAAUUAAACCUAAAGACCUGUUGUUUUCUCUGUGAGAAAAUAAUAGACAUAAAAAUGAUUCUUUUCCAGAAAUCAUCAUUGCACCAUUCUCACAGUUAUGAAUGAGUUAUUAUGUUCAUUUGAUCAUUUUUAGGUUCUUUCAUUUUACCCAGUACAGACGGAACUGUUUAUAGUAAUAAUUCCUGUCUGUCAGUUUUAUGGUUUGUGGUCACUUUUAUAUAAUGUUCUGGUUUGCCCACCAGAGGGCGCUGUCUGACAGCAGCUUCAGUGCGUUUCUCUCUCACCCUUUAACACUAUCAGGAGCAGACUCUUAAAACUGGGUCUGCUGGACUCUCACAGUUAUUCGCUGUCAGUUUGAUGGUUGAGCUCCCCUCGGCUGCUUGUAUCUCACAAAGAUAACUCAAUGGAUAAUGUACUUUUACUCUUCAUCAUCUCUGUGGUGUUUACAGGUAAGUUGUAACUACAUAGUAAUGUCUGCUGUUGUCGCUUUUUACAUUUUCUACAUUAAGAAAGUUUAAAGCCCAUCAUACAUUGAACUUGACUGACUGAAACAACGACAACUGUCAAGACAAAGGAUGAGUCUAAUGUAAUGUGAUUUAGUAGCAUGAAUGUAGGACUACAUGUAAAAAUCACAGUUUGGUUAAGAAUUUGACCCUUUGAAAUUCUUAUCAUUCUAGUGGCUCAUUGUUUUUCUUUCUUGUCUGUUUUGAUCUACAUUUGAAGCUUUUCUCACUUUGACUAACCACGAAAAAAACAAAACCCAACAGUUUCCAGCUUUCAGUUCUAAGAAAGCCACUCCAACAACUCUCUCAGCUAUGAAAUAGAGUCAAACUAAAUAUUUUAUGUUUAAAUGCCUUCAGCAGAGAUCUCCUCAGACCUGUUUUUGUCUCUUCUAGGUGUAACCCAUGGAGUUAGUAUAUUACCAGACAGUCUGGAUGCAGCUGUUGGGGGGAAAGUGGAUUUCACCACAACACUGAGUCCAACAGAAAUCCCAUUCAUAAACAUUCUCUGGAAGUUUGGUGAUGAAAAUAUAAUCACUUCAAAUGUUAUUAACGUCACUGAGCCAGAUUAUGAGGGCAGGAUCACCCUCUUCCCCUCUACUGGAUCUCUGGAGCUCAGGAAUCUAACAGUUAAUGAUAGCGGAGAAUACACAGUUAGGAUUACGGAGCCUGGAUCGAAUGCGCCUGAGGGCACAACAAGACUACAUGUUCAUGGUGAGCAAAUGUUUCACAUGUAUCCUUCAAAAAAUAAAUCAGUGAUUAUACACAGCAUAUGAUUAAGAAAUAGAUUUCUUGUUAAACUAUCAAGAGGUUUCAUUUAUGGUCUCUAUUUAGAUUGAUAACAUGCAAGCUUAAAAAUAACUCAGAAUCUAAAGACAAGUGAAGAUUUUUUUUCUUUUGAUGGUGAAAGGUUUUUGUUUUUUUGGCUAAAACUGUUGAUCAGAUCUGAUGAAACAACACCCUCAAAAUGUCUUAAUGAUCCAUUUCUGUGGGGCCCUAAAUUGUUAAAACCCUGAUGAGGACCUUUAAGUGUAAAGUCAAACAUUUCUGAUAUAUGUUCAAUGUUAAAUCAGUUCCAUAUAAAGAGAAAUAGACUAUACAGUGUUAAUGCCAUAAAUCCACAAAUAUUUUCUUCUUUAACAAAAAGGUUGAAAAAAAUCUCAAGUUAAAGUCAACACAAACGUUUCAAAUGUCUGUCGUAGACCAGAUGACUGAAGAUACAAAAGCACAGGAAAAUGAUACACAGACUCCAGUGUGAAGUCUGCAAACAUUUGUGGUCAAACCAAUGUUUCACAGAUCAAGAAACACUGACAUACUUUAGGUGCAUCACCAUGAAAACUUUAGGCUGAGUUCUUACUGACUGUGGUAGUUCAAAGCUUUCGGUCAGAUCCUAUCAAAGAAGUUUUGUUCACAUAUUUAGUUCAACCUUCCUGAUGGUGUGAAAUUGGACUGCUGAACACUCUGUUAAAAAUGGUCACUGCAGUUUCCCUCUGCUCUGCUUUUGUUAAACGGUAAAAAUAAAAACCAUUUUCUUUCUCACAGUGCCAAUCACUGAUGUUAAACUCAGUGCCAACAGCACAGACUUAGAGGAGGGUAGCUCGGUGCGUCUCUCCUGCUCCGUCACCUCUGGAUCCUCCCUCUCUUUUCUCUGGAUGAACGGCUCCUCUGUGGUCACAGCCGGUGACAGAGUCCAGUUCACUGAUGAAGGCUCCACUCUCACCAUUACUCCUGUGAUCCGCUAUGAUCAGGGGAAUUAUAGUUGUAAUGUGACCAACCCUGUCAGUGGUCCUGUCAGUAAGAAUACCAGUGAUCCAGUUUACCUCUCUGUGAGCUGUGAGUGUCUUACCUUCAUAUCCAGAACUUUAUCUGAAUCCCUCUGAUUAGAAAUGUCAUCUUUAAAUAAUCUUUAAAUCCUUUUACUGUUGUUUCCCCCAUCACUAGACGGCCCUGAAAAUACAAAACUAAACUUAUCUUCACCACAACACUUUGAGGCUGGAUCAGACAUCAGCCUGUUCUGCUCAGCUGACUCCAGACCUAAAGCUCACUUUAACUGGUUUCUGAAUGGAGACCAGCUGUCUGGUACUGGAGAAGAGCUGAAGCUGACCAACAUUCAGGAGAGACAGAGUGGAAACUACAGCUGCCGGUCCUUUAAUAACAAAACUCUGAGAAGUGACACAUCGAUGCUGUCAUCAGUGUCUGUGCUGGGUGAGUUUAAAGACCAGCUUUGUUUAAAAAAAGGCAAAUGGAUCAAAUUUAACCUUGAUUCAAAUGUAAAAAGGAUGCACUAAAAUUUGAGGAACAUGAAGACAUUAACACUGGCAUGAGACUGUGUUUUUUGCUCACAGGGACAACUGAGAGGUCUCAGAUUUAAAAUGAUUGGGGUUAUCUAACACUUAACUUUUUUGAGUGCUCAGCAGAAAAUUUCACUGUUACUGUCGUUAAAUAGAAUAAACAUCUAAAUACACAUAAAUUUGUUCAACUAAAAAUAUAUCCAUGUUGACAGAUUGAACGUUGGUCGUUUUAUAAAAUGAAGUCCAUGUCCUGAUCUGGUUUCUCUUUUGUUCAACAGGAGAAAGUCAAACACAGUGUCAGUCUUUGUAUAAGUCAAAGGGUGGGAUCAGACUGUGUGGUGGAGACAAUAGCAGAGCUAAAAGUAGAGAUGAUAAUGUAUUUCAAAUCACCAGCCCAUCUCCUAGAAAAUUAAGUUUUUUAUACUGUGUCUUAAAGAUAUUUUGGUCAAAGACUUUGCAGAUUGUUAGAAAGAAAACUAAUGACAUAUCAACAGGAUUUCACUGAGGACAUAUUUCCAGUGACGAGACAUGACAAGAGAUUAGUAUUAGUGGUUACAUUAUGCAGAAAAAGUCAGCAGCCAAUUGUAAAAAUCAAUUAAAAAACACUAAUUAUAUUAGCUAAAAACACGCCUUUCCCUUAAAUUCAUCCAAGUGUUUCAGCAGACCAGACAUAUCCACAGACAAUGGUUUGAGCACAAAACUCAGAAAAGUAACAGUGCAGUACAUGUCUGUAAAGUUUCCUUCAUUCAGAUAUGUUUGUAAAUUUGGACACAGCAGCAUUUAAGGAUAGCUACAAAAGAAAAUGAUCAAAAACAGGCUUGAUAUACCUGAUAGAAAGAAACAUUCCUCCAUAUUUACUGCAGGUUUAAGGGUUUCAUUAAAACUUAAGGUAAAACUCUUGAAAUGAUCAACUCAAGUGGUAAUCACAGGAAAAGUGCAAAAUUUUAAUUUUUAUUGAAUGUUUGAGUCGACUCUUAAAGAAUAACAAGCUUUCAUAAUCUUUCCUUCAACAGAGAGAAUCUCAGAGGCUUCAGUCAAACCAUCAACAAACCAGACUAUUGAGGGGAACUUAGUCAACUUAACCUGUGAUGCUGCUGGAUCUGUGUUCACCAGAGAGUGGGUGAAGGACGGAUCAGAUCUGACUCAAGCUGACAACAUCAAGUUUUACGACAACAACAGAGUGCUGUCCUUUCAACCACUGAACAGAACGAACAAAGGAGUGUAUUCCUGCAAAAUCAGCAACCCCAUCAAUUCCAUUGAAGCUAACUACAACCUAAGUGUAAUCUGUAAGUAAACUGUACAGAGAACGUUUCCUCUUCAAUAUAAUCAGCCCUGUUCUAAAAAAGCACUUCCUUAACACUGAUUGUUUGCUCAAAAGCCAAAAUAGUCAAUCUUUACGUGAACUGUUUAUUUUUUCAGAUGGACCAGAUGCUGUUCAAAUCAAAGGUGACAGUCUGGUCAAUAUCGGAGGGACCAUUGAAUUAACCUGCACUGCUGAGUCUGAACCAUCUGCUAGCUUCACCUGGUUACUGAAUGGGACAGUGAUACACUCUUCUGCUGUGUACACUAAAAAAGAUGCUGAAGCCUCUGACAGUGGAAACUACACCUGUCAAGCAAAGAAUGACAUAACUGGGAAAUCUUUGUCUGCGGUGCUUGAAUUGACUGUCACAGGUGAGAAGAUGAACAUUUGAAGAAUGGUAGACACCUGGAAGAUUUUUCUGUUACAUCCAGUUUAUCAAAUGGCAUGUGGCUGAUUUACUGUCAGCAAUCAAAAGUUCUCUUUUCUGGCCCUGAAAUAGUCAAAUUAGCUUUAGACGGAGUGUUUGAGAGUUUGUGACUCUAAGAAGUCAGCUCAGACAAAAAGUAUCACGAUCAAUGUAAGAGAAACAAAGUUUCUACUUUACUAGACUGAGACUUGUAGUUUUUAGCUUCAGUGAUGACUGCAGUAACAUCACUAAAGACCAUUCAUAGGAUCUGAUCCAACACUCUCAAGCCUCAGAGGGUUUCACCUCAACAAGAAAGUGAACAAAUUCAUGAUCUGUGAAAUCUUUGGAGUUUUUCUUUAGACCGAAUAUUAAACUCAUGACAACAUUUCUGCUUCAGGAACAGGUCAGCUGCUGAAACGUUUUCCAACGUCAAGGCCUAACCUUGAACACAAACAAAAGUAUUUUUAACUGCUCAGCUGUGAAAACAAGUAACGGAAGAAAUUACUGCAUAGUUUGUAUGCACAGGUUUAAUGAUACAGCUCUUAUUCACAUUAUAGUUUAAUAAUUAUUUUAUUUUUUCUCCCUUUCUCAUAUCAGCCCCCCCAGACCCAACACCACCACCACCACCACCACCUUAUUAUAUCAUUGGAAUAGUAAUUGCAUGCGUUGUGGUCAUUGGAGCAGCCUGUGGUGUUGGGUUCUACUUUUACAAGAAAAAGUAAGUUAAAAGUAUCCUCAAUACAAUAUCAGGUAGUACAUAUAGUGGCUCAGUUAUACUAGCUAUAGAUUCACAGAUGUGUGAGAGGUGAAAAAUACAUGUCCUAUAGUUUGAGUACAGUUACAGUUUUACUCUUCAAUACUUCUGCAAUAUUUCCAUCGACAAUGUACAACUUCACCGUUCAAGUUUUUUGUCAGGUUUAAAUUUUAAACUGUCAGCUGUAUGGCUCACAGUAACCUGUUCACAACCUUGGUGGCUGAACUCUUGGCAUCUUUAGGGUACAAAAUGUGAAAAAUAUAGAUUUCUUAUGACUGGGACAAAAUAAAGGUUAUCCGUUUCCUGAGACAAAAAUAUCUGUAAGUCAGAAAAAAUUAAUAGGUCUUUAUGUUUUCUCAUUUUGGUCAAUUAGCUUUCUCACUUGAAUGAAUGGAUUCUGUCUUACCAGUAACAGUUUACAGUGAGUGAUUCAGAUACAGAAAUAAUGCCUUUUUAAAUUUCCAUUAUUAUUUUGCAAAAGUCAGACCAUGUCUAUCUAAUGUCUGAGGUAAACACUACUGACUGAUUAUUUCUCAAAACAGAAGAGGCCAGAAAACCUCCCACUCCCCCAGAGCUGGUAAGUAUAUUCGUGGAAAGGUUUUUGUUUUAUUGUUCACUUAUUACAGAUCCAGUCUUGUCAUAAGUCAGCAAACCUCAAGUCUGAGGCCAGUCUCAAGUCACCAAAGAAGAACCUGGGUCCAGUCUGAGCUGAGUCUUCAUUAUCUGAGUCAUAUCCUCAUUGUGCAUGUUCUUAAUUAUGAGAGGGAGGACCUCAAGUUUUAAUCAGAGCUAUUAACUGUUGGUGUCAGCACGUCUGGAGAUGAACAUGAUCAAUGAAGUUACUGCGCACAACGCCUCUCUUAAUGGAGAGACGCCGCCCAUUGAUUCGGCAGAGACUGGAUCACUGCAAGUAUCUUAAUAAGCUUAAAAAAACCUGCAUCCAGCCUGCUAAUGAUCAAAAUUUUAACUUUGAACAAACGUCAUGAGACCAGUCGUUGAGUCACUGACAAUGCUCACUAUUAGCUAAAAGUUAACUGCGCUUAACUUUGGCAUCUCACUUCUCUGGAGUCAUCCUUACAGAUGUUUGUUAAAGUUUAAUUUUGUUUCUACAUCCCAAAUGGUUCCAUGACAGAUUGAACAUGUUGCACUGGAAAAUUUUUGACAGAAAAGUACAGACUCUUGGUGUCUCUUUAGGCAUCCUGGUCGGAACUGUUACCAAACAUGACAGUAAAUGAACACCCGGGACUGUCCUAAAUGUGGACUAAGGUUUAUGAAGCUGAGUUUUGAUGGCAGUGAUGGCAGCCCUCAUAUUAGAUUUACUGGAUCAACCAGACUGAGCGAGAGGCAAAGAGGUGGAGUUAAGGUGGACCUUCAUCAGUGUGUCUGCUUGUCAAGUCAGCUGAGCCCUGCUUAUUCAAAACUUGCAACUUUAGUUCUAUGACAACAAAAGACAAGACCAAAAGACAAGUCCUAAUGCAAUCAGUGCUGUGUCUCAGUCCAAGUCUUCAUUAUCAAUAGGCAAAAUAUCUGACUAGGUUCAAGUCCAAGCCUUAAUCCAAAGGGGACACAGGACGAGAUCUUUUACCAAGUCCUGGUACACCUUAGGAUCAAACCUUGUAAAUCAGUGGUCAAAUUCUGGUUGACUCCUGAAAAUCAGGCCUUGAGUUACACUCUGAGACUCCAGUUCUACAACACGGCAUACAGUCUUCAUGACCCUCUUUGUUGAACUCUGCUCAACAUUGUUUAUUUCUCGUUUUUAAGGAGGUGGCGGUCAGGACAAUUCAGCCUUCCAAGGAAAUAAGGUAAACGCUGCAUGACUGCUCUCCUAAUCGUCACUUAGAAGAAACAAAUGAUGCAGAAAAUCCGGGAAGUCAGUCAGUCUGAGCACAACUACACAUUCAAGGCUUUAUUUUGUUAUGUUUUAAAUUUUAUGUAUUCUAUAAAGACUCAAUAGAUAGUGAGUAAAACAAUUUACAAAUAAGAAAUGAAUAAAUCAGGAUAUCGUGAUCUGUUUUCUCUGAUCUGUGAGUGUGAUCUGGUUCCUGUGGGUUGGUUCAAAAGAGCUCCAGGCUCAUGGAGGAUCUAUUAAUAGCACAGUGCAAAACACUAGACUUUGAACCUUGAAGAGUUUUUUUAGUGGACACAGUAAAGUGGGGAGUGUACAUGUGUGUCAGCCCGUGACGGCGCUGUGAUACAGCUUCCCUUUUUUGUUGUGUCAGAUAUCGCUCUUGCAGUGUAACCAAAGUCUGAAUGCAUGUUUGGUUACACAGUAUCAAAUGAAUCUGAACAUUUUUCAUCCCCUUCAUCCUCCAGGAGCUGGACUACGCAGAUAUUGCAGCUUUCCAUAGGAAAGAUGGUGGGACGGUCCAACUGAGGCCACAGAAUGAGACAUCAGAGUACGCUCAGGUCAGAAUCAACAACAACCGUCCUGCAGCGUCCUCCCCUCCCACCUAUGACGCCCACAUACAGAGAUCGAAGAGCCAGGCUCCUCAGCCUCCUGCUAAUGGAGCUCAGGUUUAUGCUGAGGUUCGCAAAAAAUAGUCAGAUUAACAAUAUUAGAUCAUAUAGUCGGACUAGACCAGAAGCCUCUGAUGUGUGGUCAGAAAAGCCUCCUUUCUCAGGUAUUUUUGUGGAGGACUCCUGUGGACUUGAGUCCAGUGAAAGCACUUUACCAGCAGUUAAUAUUCAACCAGCUCAUGACAGGAAUUGAGAUUAGAAGGCACAAUGCCGCCAUAUAAACUGGCACACAACGCAUUCAGGAACUUCUCUCUGCCUUUCUUUGCGUUCACAUUUAUGGGUGUAAAUAUUCUCUCUAUUUGAUUAGGUUGUUUACUUUAGAUUGAUGCUUGAAUCAGAUGUGAAGUCACAUUUGAUUCUACAUGUGUGCCGAUUUGCAGCUUGUUUGACAGAAACAGACUUCAAUAGUUGUAAGCUUUACUUAUUUUUAUUUAAAUCUAUCUUUUAGCAGUAUUUUACAGGGUACCAGCAAACCUACAAAACUUUUAUUACAAUUGAAAGCUGAAAUUAACUUUUUAAUCCUUUAUCCAUUAGAACCGUGAGGUGAUUUAAAUACAACUUUGUCAUUUAAUUCUAUAACAAGAAACUAAAAGGUUUUUAUCCCACAAAUGGAAACAACAAGAACAGGCAUCUUACAAUCUGGAACUCUAAUAUAAAAACAAUUUAAGGGGUUUAUUUACUGUUUUUAAUUCCCAAGCGAAAGACGUGUAAGGGAGGUUAAAGGUUUCUUGAGGUGUCCACUGGGUUUGUGACAGGUGUCUACAGGUGCAAUAAAAGUGUUUUAUGGCCAGUCAAUCCAAGAGGUAUGCGGAAACUGUGGCUUACAAGAAAUACUGUAAAUGAAGGUCAGAGUAAUUCAAAACACAGUGAUGGUAAAUGUCAGUAAAGGCUGCAAUGUUUUGAUAGCAUGCUGUCUUUAUAAGCUUUUCUUCCUCAGAGGCAUUGUGCCAACUGGGAACCAAUUCAAAUAAGAGACGAAGUGCAAGAGGAAUAGAAAAGCAUGUUUAGCAUGAAUACGGACACACAAUGUUUGACUUUGACACCUUUCAACAAUCUAACUUCUGUAAAGAUGUUCAUCCAACACACCCUGCUGUGUACUGUAUUAUAAUUCAUAGGCAUUAAUGUGAUGUUUGCACUGACAGAGAGGAUUUAUUUUGUAAAUAAGGCAGAGCAUUCUUCAUCAAAGGGAGGUUCACUUUAAGUUGAUAAAUUAUCUUUUAUAUUAUUAAAGGAGACAGUAAAACCAUGAUUGGGAAAUAAGUUUGGAUUGCUUGAUUGAUCAUAGUUAAGGAUUUAUGGGGGGCACUGAAGCUGUAAUUCAAAAGUCAAAGGUGUGGUGCAAACCCUGGACGCACCCCUGGUACUGUGUCACGGCUCACACUCUUUUGUGCUUCUCAUUCCUGAACUAAGUGCCUGUUUUGUACUGGUCAUGUAUAAAUUAUUCCACAUAAUCUGGAAGCCAAAGCUUGAGCUUUUAAAUACAAUAACAAAAUGUACAAUACCGGGUUUAUUAACGCAACCUUUGUGCUUUUUCUUACUUCCUCAUUCAUUUUUGGCAGUCACCUUUUCUGGGGAUUUCCUGUCAGAUCACUCUUUUGACCUUUUCUGUUCUUGUUUUGUGAAUAUAAGUAAAGAUGAUAGCAAUAAAAGGGCAUAGAAAAAAAAAACAAGAAAAAAAAAACAGAAUUUCUAGCAUGGCUGGUUUAAAUGUCCUGAUUGGUUGCAUAUGUAUAUUUAUAGAGAAGAAGUUUAAGGUAGAAUGUAAUUUAUCUUUGGUGUUAUGUCAGAUCAGGGUCUUUGUGGGCUUUUUUAAAAAGCAUUACAAUGAUCUACUUUAAAGUUGACCAACAUUUUAAGAUUCAGGGUUUUAAGGUAGUCACAAAAAAACUGCAUAAACAAGCUUUGUUUUAUAUCAUCUUGAAACAUCACAUAUUAAUGCAUCUGAGCCUAAGUUAAUGAAUCAGAGAGGCCAGUUUUUCCCCUCCACAAGGAGUAAAUCAUUACCCAGACUCAAACUGGCUUUGUUGUCUGUCACAAAUUAUUUCACCUGCAUUUAAAGGUUUCAUGAAGUGUGUUUAACUGUGUAACUUGUACAGUUUUGUCAAAUACUGAAAAUAUUUAUUUUCCCUUCAAAUUCUAUUUGACUAUUGGUGAGUAGUGAUGUAAAUUGCAAUCAGAUUUUGUUCUAAUAAAUGACUGUAUCGUAAUUUUAAAAGGUUUAAAUGAACUGAAUACAUGAUUGACCAUGAAAUCUUGUCCUUUAAAUAUUAAUUGAUGGAUACAUGUGAUGUAUUUCUUUGAAUCUAUCCUUUAAAAAGACAAUAACACUUUGGAUAAUCCAGGAGAACAUCUAAAUAUAUUGGAAUCCAUAAAUACACCCCAAAUUUUAAGUGGAUUUACUUAAAAUUAAUGUUUUGGGGUUUAAGUCAUUCCUGAAAUCUAAAAGGUUGAUGGUUUUAAAGAGACGUCUAUUGUGUUGUGUCGUGUUUUUCCCUCGAACCUCUGUCAGUCAUUAACAGUUCAAGUUAAACACAGCUUUUUCUUUAACAGUCAUGUAGAGAAUUAUGAUUCACAUUUUACCAAAGAGUCAAUGCAGUGAAUGUUUGACUCAGGUUGGAGAUAUUGUAUUUGAGUCAUAAAUAAACCAUUUUUUUGCAACAACAA
Xyrichtys novacula (pearly razorfish) is the source of this 19575-nucleotide messenger RNA. The record is from the annotation of a GenBank genome assembly. NCBI's taxonomy places the organism in Eukaryota, Metazoa, Chordata, Actinopteri, Labriformes, Labridae.